Lotus japonicus is the source of this 2478-nucleotide messenger RNA. RefSeq names its product benzyl alcohol O-benzoyltransferase-like. The record is from RefSeq and is a predicted model, not a curated record. The transcript has 10 exons. Gene Ontology annotation, cellular component: chloroplast. The coding region runs from base 10 to 2304 and encodes 764 amino acids. NCBI's taxonomy places the organism in Eukaryota, Viridiplantae, Streptophyta, Magnoliopsida, Fabales, Fabaceae.
UCAGAGAAGAUGGCAUUCUGCUCCAACUCUGUUGUUCACUACUCUUCGUGUUGCAUAACCUCAAACACCGCCACUAGAAGUAGCUUCGUUCCAGCGUCGAGUUUCAAAUGCGGUAGCAAUGGCAUUAGGGUUUCUUCCAAGUUCAGAAUUGUUGCAAAGUCAAAUUCAGAUGCACAAGUCACUCAAGAACAGUCAACAACACCUUCAUCUGUUCUCUCUUUUCUCUGUCCCUUGCUCAAGCUUCUCUCUGGCGGAGAUCCUUCUCGACCACGCAAUGCUACUUUGGAGCUCGCAACAUCUUCCAUUGCUAGCAUGUCAAGGUUUGCAUGGGGAACGAAAUCCAUAGCUGAGAGUUCACCAAACAAUGAGAUCCCUUCAAAUCUUCCUAUUAAUUUGCAGCUUUUUGAAUUUGAGGCAUGUCCCUUUUGUAGAAGAGUACGGGAGGCCCUGACUGAAUUAGAUCUUUCUGUAGAGGUCUAUCCGUGUCCUAAAGGUUCUGUAAGACAUAGAGAGGUGGUUAGAAGAACUGGUGGCAAAGAGCAGUUUCCUUUCCUUAUUGAUAAAAAGAGUGGUAUUUCUAUUUAUGAAAGUGGUGAUAUUGUGAAAUACUUGUUUGAGCAAUAUGGAGAAGGUAGAAGUCCAUCAUUCGGACUUUUAGAGAGCACUGUUUUCACUGGAUGGAUGCCAACAAUACUACGAGCUGGUCGAGGAAUGACAUUGUGGGAACAUUCCACGCCUGAUCCUCCUCCUGGAAAGCUAGAGCUCUUCUCAUAUGAAAAUAACCCUAAUGCGAGAAUUGUGCGAGAGGCAUUAUGCGAAUUGGAACUUCCUUACAUCCUUCAAAAUGUAGGAGAAGGAUCUCACAGAAUGAAGUUACUCUUGGAUGCUUAUGGAUCUAAAGAGAUGGCGGCCUCAUCAUCAUCAUCUAAAUCUGAUAUGGUGUUUACGGUGCGAAGGCGUGAGCCGGAGCUUGUUGGUCCAGCUGAAGCGACACCUCGUGAGGUGAAGCUUCUUUCAGACAUUGAUGACCAAGAUGGCCUACGGUUCCAAAUUCCAGUGGCACAGUUCUAUCGCUACAAUCCAUCUAUGGCAGGGAAGGACCCUGUUGAUGCCAUUAGAAAAGCAUUGGCCAAAACACUUGUGUUUUACUAUCCCUUUGCAGGUAGGCUAAGGGAAGGGCCUGGUAGGAAACUCAUGGUGGAUUGCACUGCAGAAGGUGUUUUAUUCAUUGAAGCCGAUGCAGAUGUCACUCUUAACGAAUUUGGUGAUAAUCUUCAGACUCCCUUCCCAUGCAUGGAAGAGCUCCUGUAUGAAGUUCCUGGAUCUGACGAAAUGCUCAACACACCCUUGCUGCUUAUACAAGUAACGCGCCUCAAGUGCGGUGGCUUCAUUUUCGCUAUUCGAUUAAACCACACCAUGUGUGACGCCAUUGGUUUGGUCCAAUUUUUGAGUGCCGUAGGAGAAAUUGCUCGUGGGAUGCCCCAACCUUCCAUCCUCCCUGUGUGGCGUAGAGAGAUUCUAAGUGCAAGGGACCCACCAAGGGUGACAUGCACUCAUCCUGAAUACGAUGAACAAACACCUUACAACAAGGAAAUUUCCAUCCCCCUAGAUGACAUGGUCCACAAGUCUUUCUUCUUUGGUCCCACUGAGCUAGCUACAAUUCGUAGUUUCCUUCCUUCCCACCAACUUCGCUGCACAAAUUUUGAAGUUCUCACUGCAUUUGUUUGGCGUUGCCGCACAGUAGCAUUGCAACCAAGUAGUGAUGAGGAGGUUCGCAUACUCUGCAUAGUCAAUGCACGUGCCAAGCUUGACUCUCCAUUACCAACCGGUUACUAUGGCAAUGCUUUUGCAAUUUCUCCCGCGAUUACCACUGCUGGGAAGCUAUGUGAAAAUCCAUUGGGAUAUGCAGUAGAUUUAGUGAGGAAAGCAAAAGCUAAUAUCACUAGGGAGUAUAUGCAUUCAUUGGCAGAUUUAAUGGCCAUUAAGGGACGACCACACUUCAGUAUGGAAAAAUCGUUUCUUGUGUCAGAUUUGAAGCUUGCUGGGUUUAGGCGAGUGGACUUUGGGUGGGGAAAUGCUAUUUAUGGAGGCCUUGCCAAGGGAGGAAUUGGGCCAAUACCUAGUUUAGCAAGCUUUAACGUUCCCUUUAAAAAUGAUAAAGGUGAGGAAGGUUUACUAACACCAAUGUGUUUACCAUCUAAAGCCAUGGAGAGGUUCAUAAAAGAGUUGGAUAAUGUGCUUAAGAAACAUAUCCAACCUGCUAGGGGAGGUCUAAAUUCUGGUUUUAUCGUUUCUGCAUUGUAGUUUCAUGAAAACUUGAAUUUGCUUUUAAACUUGAAGCAAAUCGAAUAUUCUUGUUGUGAGUAUAGUACUAUAGUGUCUUAUGUUGUUCAUGUGUUUAGAGAACACAAUCAAUAAUAUGUUUGCCAAACAAGGUUAUAAAAGAAAGUUUUAUUUGUGGCUUCUAUGCUAGGCUCA